Motacilla alba alba is the source of this 3251-nucleotide messenger RNA. It is a transcript of the gene TMEM52B, whose product is annotated as transmembrane protein 52B. The coding region runs from base 732 to 1280 and encodes 182 amino acids. The record is from RefSeq and is a predicted model, not a curated record. NCBI's taxonomy places the organism in Eukaryota, Metazoa, Chordata, Aves, Passeriformes, Motacillidae. The transcript has 5 exons.
UUGCUGCAUAUGAAUAUAUAUUUUUAUAUGCAUACAUAUAUACAUAUAUAUAUAUAUAUAUGUGUGUGUUUAUAUAUAUAUGUUUACAUAUAUAUAUAAAAUGCUGGAUAUAGCUAUUAUAUGGCAAAUUCUUUCACUUCCAAGUCAGUAGAUUGGAUGGUCAGAGGUAGGACAAUGUGAGUGCAGGACCAGAAAAGGUACUGGAGGAUGGAGAGGAAUCUGAACUCCAUUUAAACAGGUCAGUAACAUGACCUUCAACCCACUCCCCUCAGGGUAGGGGCGGGGAGAGAAAUAAUUGGGAAUGAACAAACUCAGGGACCCUUUCUGCUCAUAGAAGGGAAGGGUCAGGCCCGCAGAGAUCUCAUGAUGCCCUUCACUGAACUAGUUAAACAUCUAAAGUAAGAACCUGUAGCCACUGCUCUUCUCCUGAUCUGACUGGAAGGUUUUAGAAAUCCCUUCAAAAGAGGAAGAGAACUGGGCCAAUAGAAUAACGAAAGGAGACAGGCAGAAAAAAAGCAGAAAUUGCCAGUGAUAAAAAGGAAAAGAGGGAAAGCAAAAACCUGAAGGGCAGAAAGAAGCAGAGUAGGAGGAAGAGAUUGGAUUCAUUACACAGCACAGAAGCUGCUCCUUCUCCUAGCCACUGGACUUGUGAGGAUGAACUGAAAGUAGAAAGGACAAGAAGACUCCAAGCAGUUUGAAACACCAGGAGGCCACAGAACCACCUUACAGGGAUGCAUAACUCAGACAUGAUCUGCUUUGUUGUAGGGAGUUUCUUAUGGCUCCCCCACGUGAGAGGUGAGGAAGGCUGCCUUAACACUGAACUCUGUUCAGGUACAGAAUGGGACCGUCUGUGGUAUAUCUGGCUGGUGCUGGUGGUCGGGGGGCUCCUGCUCCUGUGUGGCCUGGUCUCUGUCUGUGUGAGGUGCUGCUUCCAGUGCCAUCAGACAGGGGACGAGGCGGGCCCCCAGCCCUACGAGGUCACCGUCAUUGCGUUUGACCAUGACAGCACCCUCCAGAGCACCAUCACUUCUCUCCACUCAGUGUUUGGGCCUGCUGCCAGGAGGAUAUUAGCCGUGGCACACUCCCACAACGCUGCCCAGGGAACCCCUCCCCUCUCUGCAUCUGACACCCCUCCAGUGUAUGAAGAAGCUCUACACAUGAGCAGGUUCACCGUGGCCAAGGCGGGGCAGAAGGUGCCGGACCUGGACCCAGUGCCAGAGGAAAAGCCACAGGCGCCCACUGAGGGCAAGGACGCCCAGCCAGCCCUCCCGGGACACUGAUGGAUGGAUGUUUGGUUUCACCUGAUAGCAAAAAAUACAGGAUAGUUGUAUGCAGAGACUAAUUCAGUUGGGCAGGGCUUUAAGAAUUUCAAAUUAACUUCCUUAGUCAAUUGAGAAAGGGGGAAAGGAGGGAGGGAAGCAAUUAAAAUUCCAAAUAUUUUCAGAUCUAGCAUAGUCUAAUAGCUCUUUUUGACACCUCCUUCAGAUAAUUUGCAUUCUCCAAGCCCAUUCAUUACAUGCACACAACACUAGAAUCACACUUUGCACAAAUAAGCAGGCAGCAGGAUCAAGGUGCUGAGCCAUUUUUGUAGGCUAGUGAUCUGCAGGGUGCCUGCAGAUGCAGUCUCAUUCCUCUUGCCUUUAGCCUAAGUUUCCUCAGGAUGGCAAGAGGUCUUCAAAACAGGAAAAAAGACAAGACAUUUGCAAAGGUCUAUUACAACCCCAUCCCAGUAUUAACACCAAAUUUCUGGAAAUUGCCAAUCAUUUAUGGUAAAUUUUAAAAAAUGGAAACAACCUGCAUGUACACAAUGUACCCUUAAUGCCCUGCAGGAUACACAGAAUGAACAUGUGAAAUGUAGUACAUUCUGAAAUGGUAGUCACAAGCUCUUAUAUUUGAAUUAAAAAAUAUUAUAUAUGUACCAACAUAUCAAACACGGGGAGAAGCAAGAACACUACCUCUGAAAUAAAGCUCAGUCAUAUUUUCAAUGCAAUCAUAUAUAAUUUAUUAAUUCCUAAUGUUGCUGUCAAAACCAGAUCAAUUGAAGUAAGACCAUUUAAAACAUGCAAGCCAUUUCUCAGAUUGAAUAAUUUGUGAGUCUCUCGUGGUCAAUACAAAUAUGCUGAACCAUCCAGAAAUAUUAAUGAAACUGGAUGAACAUAGGUAUGGCCCAUCUUUAAAACCUUGGACUAGGCUGUCAGGAGAAGGUGAGUGUUGAACCACAUCAGUGUUGUUUCUACCCUGGAUUCUGUACCUGAAAACAUUAAAGUAGCACAACAUUAAAUAUCACAUGAUGAUUCAAUCAGCCAUCAAUAAAUUGCAUGUAUAUGUUCAUGUUGAUGUGAAGGCACAGGUCGCACCUUUUGAAAUGCCUGCAUGGCCCUUCCUGCUGAAGUACCCAAAUUCCCACUUUAGUUAAUAUGCUGGUAUCCUUUCCUGUGAAAUAUAGAAAAUACAGUUAUUUUGUAGAUAAGAAGAACAAGGACAAUGUUGGACAAGGUCCAACUAUUAGGUCUAGAUCCCAAACAUGUUUAGGAACCUAAGUGCUGGAACCUAAGAGAUUACAACCAUAGAAAAUUUUAGAGAAGGUUGAUAAAAAUAGCUUCAGGGAUAGAAUAAAGCUGAAUUGAACAACAAGAACAUCUUUGAUGAUGCCCCAGACCUUGACAGUUACAGGAAUUUUGUAUUUAAAGGAAUUUAAUGAGGGUCUUGAUUUUGAGGUCACAAACUUCUUCCUAAAUUGUUGCUUGUCCCAGCUAAAUGGUGACGGGAGCUACAGUCCCCUCUCAAAGUCCGCUCAUCCCCAGCUGCCAGGAAAGGCACAGUGCAAAAACAAAGGCAGCAGUCACGAAUCCUGGGAUAAGUUUAUUUGAUGUUACACUUCCCCUUCAGCUCUUCCAGGACCCCGAUCUCGGGGCAGACAAUAGCUUAUAUACCGAGGGAGGGUCACAGGGGAGGAUACAAAAUUCAACAAAUCAGGAGAAACUAGAUAGAACAUACAAGGCAGGCAUUCAAAUAUCAACCAGUGAAGAAUGCCAAGGGAAAAGAACAGUUUCAGUGAACUAAUGAAGUUUGAAGAAGUACAAAACUGACAGGGAAGUUUCUUGAGCGAAGGCAGUUUUUAGGGAGAGAUUGGCAUUGAAUGAAAGGAGGAGUAAAGGAAGUUCUGGGCAAAGGGGCAGAGACCAAAAGACAGCACAAGAAAAUUACAAAUCAACAAUAAUCAUACUAAUAAAACAAAACACACCACAACA